AUGAGUGCAUUCAAGGUCGCGGUAACGCGCCUGAAGAUGCUGCUCGUCCGGGUCCCAAUGAUUUUCAAAACUAUCAUCCUGCAUAGCCUGCGCAUGUCGCCAGGGUCAGGGAAGCAAGAUUUGCGCACUGAACUGAUAACAACUGUUAUUCGUUCACUUAUCACGGCGGAUAAGCCUAUGCUCAAAACUCAACAGGGCAGUAUGCGUGACCCGGGGAUUCAAGGCCCUAUGUGGGUUUCCAAGGUCACUCUGCCGCUGCCCGAGUUCGAUGUACGCGACGCGGUUCUGAGUGCUAUCGAGGCGCUUGGAACUGGUCAGGAAACUUUCAAUCUUCCUGGAGUUACAGCUGUUGAGGCUGAAUGGACUGGUUAUCGCAAGGGCGUUGGCAAGAAAGAACCUCAACUUGAUAUCUCUGAAGAAGAGAAAUAUCAUAGGCUGCAAAAGGAUAUCUCAUCGGAUAAGACGAUUCUGUAUUUUCAUGGCGGUGCAUACUUCAUGAUGGACCCAUGCACUCACAGAGUGCUUGUCGCACAUAUCUCCCGCUUAACAGGCGCCCCUGUGUUCUCAGUGCGAUACCGACUGGCACCACAGAACCCAUUCCCAGCAGCGCUUGUCGACGCAUUAACAGCAUAUCUAUCACUUAUCCACCCACCCAAGGGCUCUCUCCAUAAGCCCGUCCCAGCCAACAAGAUCGUUAUCGCUGGAGACUCCGCAGGAGGAAAUCUCUCACUUGUCCUAUUGCAGACGCUACUAACUCUCCGCCGCAUCUCACGAACAGUUCUGUUUCAUGGAGAACAAGUCGAAAUCGAGUUACCGGCUGGUGUAGCAGGUAUCUCACCAUGGUGUGAUGUCACACUUUCGAUGCCCUCAGUCAUUCGGAACAGAAUUUGGGACUACAUGGACAUUCGUCCCGGAGGAGUCGAUGAACCAGACUAUUCUAUUCCCUUUCCUGUUUUCCCUUUUCCCGCAGACGAGGUUUGGCCUGCUUCCCCGCCGCGUGUAGAUAUCUUCUGUAACGCAACAGCAGUCUCACAUCCCCUCGUCUCACCCGUCGCUGCUAGUCCUGAUCUUUGGAAAAAUUCUCCUCCGGUUUUCAUCUCUGUUGGUGAGGAAUCUCUCACGGAUGAAGGCUUGGUCUUAGCGCGCCGUAUACAUAAGGCUGGGGUCCCUGUUAGCGCUCAGAUGUUCGAGGGUAUGCCGCAUUGUCAUGCGAUGAUCAUGAUGUCUAUACCCGCGAGUAAGAAAUUUUUCGAGGGACUUGCUGCGUUCUGCUCUGAGCCUACGGCUUAUCACGGUAUCCCGAACGGGGUUUUGAGACACUAUGGGGCCAAUGUGCAGAAUCAACGUGAGAUUCCUUUGGAGAAGGCGGUUGAUGUUAGCGAAGAGGAGGUUGAGGAGCGGAUAAACAGGAACAAGGCCUGGAGAAUCGAAACUGAGAACGCAAUGCAGAAGGAUUGGCGGGAGCGAGCACGUUUGUGA
Messenger RNA from Penicillium malachiteum, 1479 nucleotides. RefSeq lists its product as uncharacterized. Gene Ontology annotation, molecular function: hydrolase activity. Lineage: Eukaryota; Fungi; Ascomycota; Eurotiomycetes; Eurotiales; Aspergillaceae. The record is from RefSeq and is a predicted model, not a curated record. Bases 1 to 1479 code for a protein of 492 amino acids. The transcript is spliced from 2 exons.